Pseudogymnoascus verrucosus is the source of this 1976-nucleotide messenger RNA. RefSeq lists its product as uncharacterized. Lineage: Eukaryota; Fungi; Ascomycota; Leotiomycetes; Thelebolales; Thelebolaceae. The record is from RefSeq and is a predicted model, not a curated record. The transcript has 4 exons. Gene Ontology annotation, molecular function: FAD binding; oxidoreductase activity. The coding region runs from base 63 to 1793 and encodes 576 amino acids.
AUUAUACCAUCGCAACCCUCCGGUUCUGGGAUGGAUUGACACUAGAAACUGACUGAGUUACAAUGAAGGUUUUCAAUCUCGUGGGCGCUGGUGCCUUCGUAUUGACAUUGGCACCACUCCCCGCCAUUGCCGAUUUCCCUGCUUUCCCUACUGUUCUUAAGGUUUGGUGUCGCUCCCUGCCAGGUGACGAUAGUUGGCCGACUGUUUCCCAAUGGAAAAAUCUCAAUUCGAGUGUUGGUGGCCGUUUGAUCAAGACUUAUCCAUUAGGCUCUGUGUGCCACGAUCCUGCCUAUGACGCUGCAAAAUGCGCAUCCUUGCAAACCGCGUGGACAGAUGCACAGCUACAUAUGGAGUCCUCAUCUUCUGUUAUGGCACCUUUUUUUGCCAACCAGAGUUGUGAUCCAUGGACACCGACAUUGCGACCGUGUACCCUUGGAAAUUAUGUGAGCUACAGCGUCAAUGCCACAUCCGCCGACGAUAUCAUAGAAGCUGUGAACUUCGCACAAGAACACAACAUCCGCCUUGUUAUUCGAAACACAGGACACGAUUACAGUGGAAAGUCAAUCGGUGCUGGAGCGUUAGCGGUCUGGACGCAUCAUCUCAAGUCCACCCAAGUUCUAGAUUGGAAGGAUUCGUACUAUGAUGGCAAGGCGAUCAAGAUGGGCGCUGGCGUCCAGGGCUUUGAAGCUAUGGCAGCUGCAAAGGCUGAAGGUCUAGUUUCCAUAGGGGGUGAAUGCCCGACAGUUGGAGUCGCAGGUGGCUACACACAAGGUGGUGGCCAUUCUGCAUUGAGCACCUCAUUCGGUCUUGGUGCUGAUCAAACUCUGUCUUUCGAGGUGGUCACAUCUAAAGGGCAUCUUGUAACGGCCUCUCGCACACAGAACAGCGAUCUUUAUUGGGCGUUGAGUGGAGGCGGCGGAGGAACCUAUGGAAUUGUGGUGUCUAUGACUGCGAAGGCAUACCCCGAUGCUAUCGUCGGUGGCGCGACACUCAUUUUUCAAUCCUCGUCGACGACCGCGGAUAACUUCUACGCUGGAGUUGAAAAGUUCCACUCCCUACUCCCAGCCAUGGUAGACUCUGGUUCGAUGAUAGUCUACUUCUUCGAUGACACGUUCUUUCAGAUCGGGCCACUUACUGCAUACAACAAAACCUCCACGGAAGUUAAAUCGGUCCUGAGCGACUUUGUAGAAGCGCUAGACGAACUCCAGAUUCCAUACAAUGUUUCCUAUUCGCAAUCAGCGACUUACACCGAUCACUACAAUACCUACUUCGGCCCGUUGCCGUAUGGAAAUAUUAAGGUCGGCAUCGCUCAAUAUGGGGGCCGACUAAUCCCACGCGCAACCAUUCAAAACAAUAAUGCCGCAUUUAUGAAAAUGGCCCGUAACAUUACGCAAGACGGCGUCCUCUUCAUUGGAGUUGGCACUGAUGUAUCCGCUCCGGCGGAGAUGGUCUCAAAUUCUGUCCUCCCCGCCUGGAGGGAUACCCUCAUCCACGCUACCAUAACCACUCCGUGGAACUUCACUGCUCCAUGGGCAGGCAUGAUUGCAUUACAAGAUAAGAUGACCGACUCUAUCCAGCCACAAAUCGAGGCCGUGACGCCCGGAAGUGGAGCAUACAUGAACGAGGCAGACUUCAGACAGCCCGAUUACAAAGAAGCAUUCUUUGGGAGCAACUACCCGAAGUUGUUAAAAAUCAAGGAUAAGUGGGACGGAGAUUAUUUGUUCUAUGCCAUCAAAAGUGUGGGGAGCGAUCAUUGGAAUGUGGCUGCAGAUGGGAGAAUGUGUAGAGCAUGAUGUGACGACUCCUGUCGCCCAAAAGUCUGAAAGGGGGCUAGAUAGAUUUUGAGCAAUUUAACCCCAUAGAGAUUAUCAUCUCAGUUUCAUUUUUAAAUUCUAGAUUCUACAAUCGCUGUUGUUAUGUACAGCCCCUCUUCGGACCUUUGGGCAGCACCAGUACCCAUUCAAGAAUACGACGCG